AUGAAUAAUGGCAGUAGUGAUGGUGCCAAUAUACCAAAUUAUACAGAAUUAGGGAAUUAUAUUCCAACGGGAUAUCAAGAAGAUUAUGAUUAUGAAUUACCACAGAAUGCUACUGCUGGUGGCAGCCGCUUGCCCAUUUCACAAACUAUGUUAAGUCAAGUUGAUGAGAAACCAAAAAUCCUAUUGAUGGGUUUAAGAAGAAGCGGAAAGUCAUCAAUUCAGCGAGUUGUUUUCCAUAAAAUGGCUCCAAAUGAAACCCUAUUCUUAGAAAGUACACACAAAAUUGAAAAGAAUGAUGUUUCUGAUUGUUCCUUUAUUAAAUUUCAAAUCUGGGAUUUUCCUGGUCACAUUGAUUUUUGUGAUGAAACAUUUCAAUCUGAAGCGAUAUUUUUAGCUUCUUGUGCUAUUAUAUUUAUUAUCGAUGCUCAAGAUGAUUAUCAUGAAGCGUUAACUCGUCUACAUGUCACUUUAGAAUCAGCAUUUCGUUAUAAUAUGAAUAUUAAAUUCGAAGUAUUCAUCCAUAAAGUGGACUGUUUAACAGAUGAUCAGAAAAUGGAUAUCCAACGUGAUAUUACACAACGUGUAACUGGUGUCCUAGAAGAUCUACUCUGUGAACAACCAUCAAAUGCUGGAAUUAGUAUAGGAUUCCAUCUAACUACCAUAUAUGAUCAUUCAAUUUUUGAAGCUUUUAGUAAAGUAGUGCAGAAAUUAAUUCCCUACUUAGAUGCAUUUGAGCAUCUAUUGAAUAUAUUCAUCACGAACUCAAUGGUGGAUAAAGCCUUCCUAUUCGAUGUUGCUAGUAAGAUUUAUUUGGCAACAGAUUCGAAUGCAGUAGAUAUGCAAACUUAUGAAUUAUGCUGUGAUAUGAUUGAUGUCGUUGUAGAUGUGGCCGCGAUAUACACCCCUCGAUCUAAUUUUGUUGAUCCGCCAGUUUCUGAACAAACUGGUGCUACCAUUAUUUUAAACAAUGACAGAGCAUUAUAUUUACGUGGAAUCAAUCAGUAUAUGGCAUUAGCUUGUUUAAUGUAUGAAGAGUCAUUGGAAAAAAUGGGUUUAAUAGAGUUUAACUUUCGUGUCAUUAAGAAUGCAUUACAACAAAUGUUAGAAUUGAAUCAACAGCAUGCAAAACAAGAACUAGCUGCAAUGUUAAUGCAUCAGCCUACAUCGAAUCCUAUACCAGAAGAUGACGAACAAGAAGAAGGACCAAUAAAUGAUGAGUUUGAUUCUUAUGGAAAUGAUGAACAGAUUGAUGAUAAUGAACGGAAGAUUAAUGAAAAUAAUAUUGUCUAUGCCAACAGAGAGUUAAGAAAUGGGUAG
Messenger RNA from Trichobilharzia regenti, 1317 nucleotides. The record is from the annotation of a GenBank genome assembly. NCBI's taxonomy places the organism in Eukaryota, Metazoa, Platyhelminthes, Trematoda, Strigeidida, Schistosomatidae.